Messenger RNA from Aureobasidium subglaciale EXF-2481, 1376 nucleotides. Its product is annotated as glycoside hydrolase family 17 protein. The transcript has 2 exons. Gene Ontology annotation, molecular function: glucan endo-1,3-beta-D-glucosidase activity; 1,3-beta-glucanosyltransferase activity. Gene Ontology annotation, cellular component: cell surface; extracellular region; fungal-type cell wall. The record is from RefSeq and is a predicted model, not a curated record. NCBI's taxonomy places the organism in Eukaryota, Fungi, Ascomycota, Dothideomycetes, Dothideales, Saccotheciaceae. Gene Ontology annotation, biological process: cell wall organization; carbohydrate metabolic process. Bases 288 to 1157 code for a protein of 289 amino acids.
GCCGUUACAGCCAUAGUCGCGCCCCCUUUAGUUUUCACGCGGUAGGCUUGACUCCAAAUUCAUAACAGAAGGCAGGUCCUGGUCGCUGCUUCCUGUUUCCUUCUUCUGUACGGUCAUCUACUCGCCUGGAGCAUCAAGACCUCAUAUCUGCACAACAACACCACUUACUUGUGUGCAUCAAAUACCGCAUCUACUUCGCCUAUACAACGCGUCCAUUGCUAAGUGUAGCAUAUAUUCUGCCGACUUCAUAGCAAAGCCGACCAGGUUUCGGUACAUCCAUAUACACAAUGAAGUUAUUCAGUGCCGCCGCCGCCCUGCUUGCUGCAGUACCUUUUACCCAAGCAUACUGGAAGGGGUUCAAUAUCGCUGCCGAGAACCCGGAUGGCUCAUGCAAGACACAGGCACAAUGGGUCUCUGCUUUCCACAAGCUAUCCUCGCUUCCCGGCCACUUCACCUCCGUUCGACUAUACGCUUCCAGCGACUGCAACACAUUGGCUCUUGCAGUGCCUGCUGCCAUUUCAACAGGAACUCAACUGCUUGUUGGUGUCUGGACCCAAGAUGACGGCCAUUUCAAGAGGGAGAAGGAUGCCCUCGAAAGUGCCAUCAAGAAGUACGGUCAAGAUUGGAUCAUUGCCAUUAGUGUUGGAAGUGAGGAUUUGUACCGCAAGGAAACCAGUGCUGGGGCACUUGCAACAAAGAUUUACGACGUUCGCGGAAUGGUUCGCGCCAUGGGUGUGAAGAAGGAUGUCGGACACGUCGACACCUGGACGGCAUGGGUCGACGGUGCGAACACUGAAGUCAUUAAAGCCUCCGAUUUCAUUGGUCUUGAUGCAUACCCGUACUUCGAAGGAAGUAGCAUUGAGGGUGCAAGCAACGCUUUCUGGUCGGCAAUUGACAGAGUACGCAAUGUCGUCAACCAGGUUUCUCCUGGUAAAUGGGUCUGGGUCACUGAGACCGGGUGGCCUGUCAGUGGACCUAAGUACGGCAACGGAGUCGCCAGCAUCAAGAACGCUCAGACAUUCUGGAAGCAGGUAGCUUGUGCGGCUUUCAAGCAGGUCCACAUCUUUUGGUAUGUCCACCAGGACUACCAAGCGUCGCCCAGCUUUGGUGUCAUUGACCGCAACGGCAAUGCAAUCUACGACCAACAAAACUGCUGAAUUCAGCGCGAGGGAAUUGAUAACGGUCUCUUUUGAACUUCUAAUAUCUUACAAUCCAAUCCAUUCCGUAAUGAAGCUUCACUCAAUAUCUAGAAGGAGCGAGCUCACAUAUCCUGAUGGUGGAGCCAAUAACACGCAUACAUCUUCGCCGAAUGUCAAUAUUCGGCUUAGAGAGCACCAGAGCUGAGCAUUCAUUGUUAGUCCAUGUUGAUGUAAACC